UGAGAGAGAUUUGCUGAUUUGGAUUGGAAAAUCUCUGACAUUGUAAAUUAUAAUCCAACCAUUAUCGGAUCAAAAUCUUCCUUUCUGUACGAUUUGGAGGCGUUUCAGUUGUGGGUUUUUCUUUCUUCUGAAGAUGGUUACUGUUAAUCUGGGCAUCCUUCAUUAUGUAUUGGAUCACAUCUAUGGUGCAUUGGUCCACCGAACGAAAAUAACCCCACCAUUCUUCUCCAGAGGAUGGGGAGGUAAUAAGCUGGAUCUGCUAGAGAGCAUGAUUAAGGAGCUCUUACCCGAUUUGGCAGCUAAGAAUUGGCCCCCUAAUCUGGUGCAGCCCACAUGGAAAACGGUUUGGGAAACGAAGACCGCUUGCCUCAGAGAAGGUGUUUUCAGGACCCCUUGCGAUGAGCAGCUCAUUAGUGCAUUGCCUCCCGAGAGUUAUACUGCACGGGUCGCUUAUCUCACACCAAAGCUCAUUCAUCCGCAUAAGAUGGCUUGUGUGGUUCAUCUUGCAGGAACUGGAGACCAUUCAUUUGAGAGGAGGUUGCGUCUUGGUGCACCAUUGUUGAAGGAAAACAUUGCAACAAUGGUGCUUGAGAGCCCUUUUUAUGGAAGGCGGCGUCCUAUACUACAACGUGGUGCAAAGCUUCUUUGUGUGAGUGACUUGCUGUUGUUAGGAAGAGCCACCAUAGAGGAAGCUCGCAGUCUGCUAUACUGGUUAGAUGUGGAGGCUGGGUUUGGCAAGACAGGUGUAUGUGGACUUAGUAUGGGGGGUGUACAUGCUGCAAUGGUUGGAUCACUGCAUCCCACACCAGUUGCCACAUUCCCAUUUCUCUCUCCACACUCUGCUGCUGUGGCAUUCUGUGAAGGAAUAUUAAAACAUGCCACUGCAUGGGAGGUAUUGAAAGAAGAUGGAACAGCAGCACAGAGGACUGCAAUGACACUUGAGGAAGUAAGAGAACGGAUGCGAACUGUACUAUCACUAACAGAUGUCACAAGAUUUCCAAUUCCUAAAAAUCCUCAGUCCGUGAUAUUUGUAGCUGCAACUGAUGAUGGGUAUAUACCAAAGCACUCAGUGUUGGAGCUUCAAAAAGCUUGGCCUGGUUCAGAAGUAAGAUGGGUGACAGGGGGACAUGUCUCAUCCUUCCUCCUCCAUAAUGAUGCCUUUCGCAAGGCGAUUGUUGAUGGGCUUGACAGGUUACAAUGGAAGGAUUCUUCAUUGUGACAUCAGGUUCUGUUACAUAAGAGAUUGCUUUCAAGUCAUUUGGGUUCUUUUCUUCUUUUUACUCACUGCUUCUGUAACAAGAACUAUACCUGUAAGCACCAAACUCCCCCACAAAAGGAAAAAGGAUAAAAAAGGGGGAAGCAAGAGGGUCAAUCAGAGAAUCAGUGCUUCAAUUUGUUUUCUUGUAACAGCCAAGAGAGAGCUAGGGGGAGAAAUUGUUAUCAAAGUGAAGAAUGUUUAAAAAUGCUAAUUUCAUUUUAUUUAAAUGGUUUUCUUCUUCUUUCA
Messenger RNA from Telopea speciosissima, 1504 nucleotides. Its product is annotated as protein ABHD18. The coding region runs from base 134 to 1219 and encodes 361 amino acids. NCBI's taxonomy places the organism in Eukaryota, Viridiplantae, Streptophyta, Magnoliopsida, Proteales, Proteaceae. The transcript has 5 exons. The record is from RefSeq and is a predicted model, not a curated record.